Molecule: messenger RNA, 1575 nt
Organism: Rasamsonia emersonii CBS 393.64
Lineage: Eukaryota; Fungi; Ascomycota; Eurotiomycetes; Eurotiales; Trichocomaceae
Product: Glycerol uptake facilitator
Exons: 10
Coding region: 1-1575 (524 amino acids)
Biological process (GO): water transport; glycerol transmembrane transport
Cellular component (GO): plasma membrane
Molecular function (GO): water channel activity; glycerol channel activity
Source: RefSeq, a predicted model, not a curated record
AUGGCGUCUCAGGACCAGCUCACCCAGUCGAAAACCCAACCGGAUAUUGAGAUCGGUCUAUCCGAAGUUUUACGGCAGCAUGUCAGCAGACACCUCCCAUCAAAGCAUGUCUCUCAGCGGCGGUUGACCUUCGAGCGGUACCGCCCAACGAUCCUUCGCGAAUGUGUCGCCGAAGCGAUGGGGGUAUUCUUUUACGUGUUUUCCGGAGUUGCCUCCGUAGCCAACUUCAUCGUCAAUGCCGAGAGCCCAGUUGGAGCGGCAGCGUUUAGUAGCUUCUUCCAGAUUGGAAUGGCUUUUGCGCUGGGAAUCAUGUUCGCCAUCAUCGUGGCUGCACCCACCUCUGGAGGACACUUCAAUCCUGCCGUGACAAUCUGCUUUGCCAUCUGGCAAGGGUUCCCUUGGAAGAAGGUUCCUCACUAUAUCUUUUCCCAGAUUAUCGGGUCCAUGAUCGCGGGACUGUUGGUGGCAGGGAUGUACUGGGAGCAGAUCACCCAGGCAAAGGCCGCAGCUCUUGCUGCGCACCAGCCAUUGGUCUCGGCCACGGGCCCUGCGGGAAUUUUCGUCGCGUUCCCCGGUCCCAAGCAGAGUCUGGGCUACCUCUUUUUCAUCGAAUUCUUCGUUGACUCUUUCAUCGCCUUGGUCAUCUGGUCCUGCCUUGAUCCCGCCAACCCCUUCAUCUCCCCGCGAUCCGCCCCCGCCGUGAUCGGACUGGCCUACGGCGUCAUGGUCUGGGGCUUCGCGCCCAUCACCAUCUCGACCAACCUGGCCAGGGACCUGGGCUGCCGGAUCGUGGCGGCCAUCUUCUUUGGCGGCGAGGCCUUCACGUACCGGCACUACUGCUGGAUCGCGAUCCUGGUCAACGUGCCCGCCACAAUUUUUGGCACGACCAUCUACGAGGUGUUCUUGCGGGAUUCGCUCGCCAAGAUCCACAGCGGCAAGGCCGCCUAUCAGCAUGGGGAGGAAGGUCUGAAGAGGUAUCUGACCGAGACGGGCAUGGUGGAGAAGAUCCGGACGGUUAUCCAGGUACGAUACCCUAUCCUACGUAUCCUCCCAUCUAUCUCCGUAUCUUUUGAAUUGAGCUUCCUUACAGUAAUUGACAAAUUCAAGGUUAAAUUUGAGGAAUUUACGACUUGGAGCAACAAGAACGACCUGGGCGGCAUUGAAUAUGAUGCCCACAUUGAAAGCAUCAUUAUUGAGGCACGACAAGGCCCUGUGCAUGGAGAGACAGUUAAUGUCAUAAGUGACUGGUUUAAAGAGGCAGUAGGCAAGGUUCAAGAGGAAGAUAGUGUGAAUCUAAAGACCUAUCAGGACAAAACAUUCUGUCUUACCAGCGGCAAAUAUCGAGGCAGUUUUAAGGCGCCCGACAGUUCUAUCCAGGAGAAGGAAUCCUUUCUUCCAUUGAUAGCUCUUGAAGUUGCUUUCUCAUCUACCAGGAAAGAUCUGCUCGAAGAUGCAAAGGCCUGGUUGUAUGGAACCGAAAACAUCACUGGGCUGGUCAUUGCAAUUGACAUUAAGGAGCAAAGUGGUGAAAACAACAACAAAGAAGAAGAUGUUACGCGCUGGGUCCAACCGUAG